AUGCUGGAGGUUAGAUGCAAAUAUGUAGAUCGCUUAAUAAAAACCCUGAUCAUCGUGCUUAAUUCGUGCCAUUUCUCCGCAGUGUCGCUUGCUGCCUCCUGCUGUUCACUUCGCCAUUUAAGAAACCUCCGAGUUUUGAAGAUGGAAAAUACCCAAGAACCAGAGGAAAGUGAGACUAAAGAGAUUCAAGAAACAGAAACCCGUGAGGAGAUGCUUUCAAGACACAGAAAAGAAAUCACCCAAUUACAAAACAAGGAAAUCGCACUAAAGAAAGCAGCAGCUAAAGGCAGUAAAGCUGAGCAAAAAGCUAAAAAGAAACAAGUGGAAGAACAAAUCUCUCAACUCACAAGUGACCUAAAACAAAAACAUUUAGGCGAACUUGCAACUGUAGGCUAUGCUAGUAACACCACAAUCAAGGAGGACAAUAUCGACAUUUUAGCAAAAGCCAUAGCUGGGGUCUCUGUAACCCAACCCGAACAUUCAAAACCCACAAAAAGUGCAAAAAGAAAAGAAAAAAGAGCCCAAGAAGAAGCAGCAAGAGAGCAAAGAAUACAAGAAGAACAAAGCAAUAUUGUGAGUGACAAAAUGGUCGAAAAUGAAAAAUUGGAGAAAAAAGUCAAACCACUUGGUCUUAUAGUCAAUGAAAUAAAACCAGAUGGGCAUUGUUUAUACAGAGCUGUUGAAGAUCAGUUGAAAAUAAAAAGCAAAAGUUCAUCUUUUUACACGUUUCAAGAACUUAGAAAAAUGGUGGCAGAUUAUAUGAGGAAGAAUUCAUCAGAUUUUCUUCCGUUUUUUCUAUCAGAAACAGAAGAAGAUGGAGAUUAUCAUGAAAGAUUUGAGAGUUAUUGUAAUGAAGUGGAGUCAACAGCUGCUUGGGGUGGUCAACUUGAGCUUGGGGCUUUGACUCAUUGUUUAAAGAAACAUAUUAUGAUAUUUUCAGGGUCUUUUCCUGAUGUGGAAAUGGGAAAAGAGUAUAAAUCUGGUGAUUUUUUGGAUUCAAGUAUUGUUUUGUCGUAUCAUAAGCAUGCAUUUGGGCUUGGUGAGCAUUAUAACUCUCUUGUUCCAGUUUGAAGAGCAAUCCGAAAGGGUAAAAAGGUAAUAUAUCAUACUUGAAGUUAUUACUUACUAUUUUUGUUAUGAAAUGGCCAUAUAAACCAUGGUUAAUCUUUUAAACUAGAGUUUUGGUUUGUGCCUUUUUUUUGUAUCAACAAAUAAUAUGAUUGAUGUCACAAAUCUUAGUGCUUUGACUUUGUUUCAAGAAGGUUAUAUGUUGACUGGUCAA
Molecule: messenger RNA, 1282 nt
Organism: Lactuca virosa
Lineage: Eukaryota; Viridiplantae; Streptophyta; Magnoliopsida; Asterales; Asteraceae
Source: the annotation of a GenBank genome assembly